Messenger RNA from Funneliformis caledonium, 462 nucleotides. NCBI's taxonomy places the organism in Eukaryota, Fungi, Glomeromycota, Glomeromycetes, Glomerales, Glomeraceae. The record is from the annotation of a GenBank genome assembly.
AUGUCAAAACUCAUUUGCACUAACUCAAUCGAUACUAGUUCUCUCAGUGAUUUUCAAUAUGAAACUUUUAAUUGUGAAAAAUUUAAUAAUCAUGCUAAUAAAUGUCAGUCAUGCAAACAAAAAUUAGUAGUCGAUGGCAAAGACGCAGUGGAUGAUACAUGUCAGAUAAUCACCAUUUUGGCAGAAGGAAGCUCUAUCAUUAAUGAUGUUUUUGAAUCGUACAAAGCAGCAAUUUAUCAAGUAGGAGGUGUAUCAAUCGAAUUAGCAGAUAAGAUAGUUGAAUAUAAACAUGCAAGGAAUGAUAUUACACAUAAGUCAAAGUGGAAUAUUGACCACCCAAAAACUACGGAUAAAGAAGCAAUGGAACGUAUUGAAAUGGCAGACAAACACCUAAAUAUGGACAACGAUCUAAAAAAAGGACUUGAAAACGUUUCGAAGUAUUUAUAUAAGAAAAAUGUUUAA